Molecule: messenger RNA, 2063 nt
Organism: Trifolium pratense (red clover)
Lineage: Eukaryota; Viridiplantae; Streptophyta; Magnoliopsida; Fabales; Fabaceae
Product: F-box protein At5g46170
Exons: 2
Coding region: 289-1458 (389 amino acids)
Molecular function (GO): protein binding
Source: RefSeq, a predicted model, not a curated record
UAGAAGCAACAAGCAAUGACACACAAACACAAACACAAACACAAUCACAGCUUCUCUACCACUGAUUCACCUUUUUCAUCGACGCGCAUUCUUUAAUAAUCUCUUCUCUCAUAUGUAAAGACAAAAUCCAUAUUACUAUUAUUUAUUUGUCUCUUCAUUUCAAUUUCUCUUACAAUUCCCAAUUUUACCCUAAAUCUUCAUUUUCUUCUUCUUCUUCAUCUUCUUCAACAACCCUAGAUCUACCCCCAAUUCUCUCUCUCUCUCUCUCUCUCGAUCGAUCUAUCAAUCAUGUGUUCAAUUCGCUCACCAGAUCAUUUCUCCCAAAUCGAUCACUUCGAUCGCAUCCCCGAUUCUCUCCUCCUUCUAGUUUUCAACAAGAUCGGUGAUGUUAAAGCUUUAGGUCGAUGCUGCGUCGUUUCGCGUCGUUUUCAUUCUCUAGUACCUCAAGUUGAAAACGUCGUCGUUCGUGUUGAUUGUGUUAUUUCCGAUGAUGAUUCUAAUUCUUCAUCUAAUUCAUCUGAUAAAUCCAGAGGACCUUUCUGGAAUCUUCUUCGAUUGGUUUUUGGUGGUAUUGCUAAACCGAUUCAAACCCUAGGUCAAUUUUUAGGUCCGAAGAGAGUUAAUUCUUCUUUGUCGGCAGCGUCGUCGGCGGCGAAUUCUUCCUCUGGAUCUUCGCUUGCUGUUGGAACUGAAGAUGAUGGUGGUGUUACUCAUCAUUCACCUACUCAGGUUUUGAAGAAUUUUAACGAGCUUCGUUUGCUUCGGAUCGAGCUUCCGAGUGGUGAAUUAGGGAUUGAGGAUGGUGUUUUGUUGAAAUGGAGAGCUGAUUUUGGAUCAACGCUUGAUAAUUGUGUAAUUCUAGGUGCUUCCUCUGUUUUUCACCCGAAAUCGCAAGAUGGAACUGUUGUUGAUGCAUCUUGUGGUGGUGGAAAUGGAAAUGGUGGUGUUGUUGGCGGUGUCGUUGAGGAUAAUGGAAGUAUACCGGAUUCGUUUUACACGAACGGUGGUUUGAAAUUAAGGGUAGUUUGGACAAUUAGUUCAUUGAUUGCUGCAUCUGCAAGGCAUUACUUGUUACAACCGAUUAUAUCGGAGCAUACGACUCUUGAUAAUUUGGUGUUAACUGAUGCAGAUGGUCAAGGUGUGUUAUAUAUGAACAGAGAUCAACUUGAGGAGUUAAGAGUGAAGCCGCUAUCGGCUUCUUCUGCUUCGAAGAGGACUCUUGUACCUGCACUUAAUAUGAGGUUAUGGUAUGCACCUCAUUUGGAGUUACCUGAUGGGGUUGUUUUGAAAGGUGCUACUCUUGUUGCUAUUAGACCGAGUGAAUUGUCAACUACCACUGCUAAGAAAGAAGGAUCUGAUUUGUCUUGGGUUUCUACGGCGUUCGAAGAGCCUUAUCGGUCUGCUGCUGCAAUGCUUAUUAAGAGGAGGACUUAUUGCCUUGAGAUGAAUUCCUUUUGAUGGUUUUUGCACCCUUGUAAGGGAAUCUAGAAUCAUUUGAAAAUCAGGGAACAUGAAGUUCCUAAUAUAGAAGGAAUCAGAAAACACAUUUUGUUUGGAAGCAGCCGGGCGACCUGAAUCUUUGCUCUUUCCAGCUUCUGAUCAACUGCAGAGCCCCCAUAUAUGAGUAGUAGUUACUAUUAAAAGAGCUGCAAAUCAUUUACCUAUCUUUGCUGGAACUGAGAUACUGAAUGCAUCUGCUGGUUUUUAAAAUUUGAGGCAAUGCUUUUUAUAAGACCUGCAACUAGGACGAUCGAUCUUACAAGAUCUUUUGAGUUAUCAGUCAUAUGCCAUUUUCAGGUCUCCAUCUGUGAAUAUUCUAGGUUAUUUAUCAGUUUGGUUUGCCUUUGUGAUAUAAGUUAAAUGAGCAAUGUACUUUUGCUUCUGUAAUUUUUUAAAUAACUUCUGGAUGAGUCAAAUCAUACCAUGCAAUACUUGUUCCUGUACUUACUUUUUCCUGGGCACAACUUUGUCAUAUUUAGAAACUCUUACUUAUGAGUGAAUUUGUAAACAGUUCAAUAAAUCAUGAUUCAAGCCAAGGAAUUGAAUUGAACUUUUGCUGAAAA